Lepisosteus oculatus (spotted gar) is the source of this 6966-nucleotide messenger RNA. RefSeq names its product INO80 complex ATPase subunit (gene ino80). NCBI's taxonomy places the organism in Eukaryota, Metazoa, Chordata, Actinopteri, Semionotiformes, Lepisosteidae. Gene Ontology annotation, biological process: DNA-templated transcription; chromatin remodeling; DNA repair. The record is from RefSeq and is a predicted model, not a curated record. Gene Ontology annotation, molecular function: ATP hydrolysis activity; DNA binding; histone binding. Gene Ontology annotation, cellular component: nucleus; Ino80 complex.
UCUCUCCUCGCCAUGGCGCCGUGUCCCUGCUCUCUCAGUUACUGAAAGUGGCCGCCUCUCUGCUGCUGCCGGCCCAGCGCUCACACACUCGCUCGUUGCCCAGCACCGCCAUCUUGGAGACAGAGAACUGGGAGCCGGCAGCGGCUGAGAGAGAGAGAGAAAAGGGGACCCGGGGGCCAAGUAGUGGAUUUUGCAACCCACGUGUGGGUUUGAGAAAAGCUCCCUAUGGCCUUGGAUUUGGACGAAACAGAAGAUGGUGUCUUUACAAAGCUGGCAAAGCCUCUCCACCUACAAUACCUUGAAAAAUCCCUGAAGCUGGAUGCCUUCCUCCGUCAGACUGCAGCUUUGUUCAACAGGAACAUUUCGAGUGAUGACAGCGAUGAUGGCUUGGAGGAGGACCACUCCCUGACCCCCUCGGACACCUGUGGUCCCCUCCUGAGGGUGAAGGAGGAGCCCCUCGACUCCGGGGAGAGGGGAGAGCCGUGUGGAGCUGCUGGGCUGGGAUCGCUCCCGGACAGCCGCUCACUCAAUGGAGCCCUGCCGCAUGAACAAAAAGUGGACAAAGCAAGUCUGUACAACUUUACAAAAUUGAAGAAAAGUAGAAAAUGGCUUAAGAGUGUAUUGUUGAGCGAUGACACCACAGACUCGGACUCCAAUUCUGAUGACGAGGAGUUCACCCUCUCUAAAGAGGAGCUGCAUGACAUGCUGAGGCUGCACAAACACAAUAAGCUACACCAGAGCAAGUUCCACACAGACCGGGAGUUACAGCAGUACCAGUACUACAGCGCCGGGCUACUGUCCACUCACGAUCCUUUCUACGAGCAGCAGCGCCACCUCCUGGGGCCAAAAAAGAAGAAAAUUAAAGAUGAGAAGAAACUGAAGGCCAAGCUGAAGAAGGUGAAAAAGAAGAAGAAACGUGAUGAAGAAUUCUCCACAGAGGGACGCAUCUACACCAACAAAAUUUUUGCCAAGUUCUCCCAUGAUGCCCCUUUGCCGGUGUCAAAGAAGAAGCACCUCACUAUCGAACAACUAAAUGCACGUCGCCGCAAAGUCUGGCUCACUAUUGCCAAAAAAGAAAAUCCCAAGGCAUUCAAGCAGAAAGCUUCGGCUCGCAACUUUGUUUUAACCAAUGCUAAAAAGCUGGCUCACCAGUGCAUGCGGGAGGUGCGCCGGGCAGCCAUCCAGGCCCAGAAGAACUGCAAAGAGACCCUCCCCCGCGCCCGCCGGCUCACCAAGGAGAUGCUGCUCUACUGGAAGAAGUACGAGAAGGUGGAGAAAGAGCACCGCAAGAGGGCAGAGAAGGAGGCGCUGGAGCAACGCAAACUGGAUGAAGAGAUGAGAGAGGCCAAGCGACAGCAACGAAAGCUGAAUUUCCUGAUCACACAGACCGAGUUGUACGCCCAUUUUAUGAGCCGCAAACAUAAUGCAGGGAAUGAUGGGAAGCAGGAGGAGAUCCUGAGGAAACUGGAAGACAACUCAACAUACCGACAGAUUGAUGUUGGGGGAGGAGUGAUGGUUAACGUUGGCCAAGAAGAAUAUGACAGCGAUUACUAUAAAACUCAGGCUCUAAGGAAUGCAGAGGAAGCAUUUCAGAUCCACCAGGCGAGAACCCGGCUUUUCGAUGAGGAGGCCAAGGACAGCCGCUGCGCUUCCCUGCGCGCGUCGAACAGCGCGGGCUCGGGCUUUGGAGAGAGCUACAGCCUGUCCAAUCCCUCCAUCCGAGCGGGAGACGACAUUCCCCAGCCCACUCUCUUCAACGGCAAGCUGAAGGGAUACCAGCUGAAGGGCAUGAACUGGCUGGCCAACCUCUAUGAACAGGGUAUCAAUGGAAUUCUUGCGGAUGAAAUGGGUUUGGGAAAAACCGUUCAGAGCAUAGCCCUGCUGGCUCACCUGGCCGAGCGAGACAACAUCUGGGGUCCAUUUCUAAUCAUAUCCCCAGCUUCUACACUCAACAACUGGCACCAAGAAUUCACCAGAUUUGUUCCGAAAUUCAAGGUGUUGCCUUACUGGGGCAAUCCACAUGACAGGAAGGUAAUCCGGAAGUUUUGGAGUCAGAAAACAUUGUAUACCCAAGAUGCACCUUUCCAUGUGGUGAUCACUAGUUAUCAGCUUGUGGUGCAGGAUGUGAAGUAUUUCCAGAGAGUGAAGUGGCAGUACAUGGUGUUGGAUGAGGCCCAGGCACUGAAAAGCAGCACCAGUGUCCGAUGGAAGAUAUUGCUGCAGUUCCAGUGUCGAAACAGGCUGCUUCUCACAGGAACACCCAUUCAGAAUACAAUGGCUGAGCUGUGGGCCUUGCUGCAUUUCAUUAUGCCGACUCUCUUUGAUUCGCACGAAGAGUUCAAUGAAUGGUUCUCCAAGGACAUCGAAAGUCACGCGGAAAACAAGUCAGCCAUUGAUGAGAACCAGCUAUCUCGAUUACACAUGAUACUGAAGCCAUUUAUGUUACGGCGCAUCAAGAAGGAUGUGGAGAAUGAACUCUCUGAUAAGAUUGAAAUUCUGAUGUACUGUCAACUGACAAGCCGCCAGAAGCUCCUGUACCAGGCCCUGAAGAAUAAGAUCUCAAUAGAGGAUCUUCUCCAGUCUUCAAUGGGAACAGCACAGCAAGCACAGAACACUACCAGCAGCUUAAUGAACCUCGUCAUGCAGUUCAGGAAGGUGUGUAACCAUCCUGAUCUUUUUGAACGGCAAGAGACCAGAUCACCUUUUCACAUGUUCUUGAAACCCUAUGUCAUGUCUAAGUUCCUUUUUCGGCAAGGCCUGAUCUCAACGUUCAAUCAGUGUCGGACCAGGCUGCUACAGGUCCCGUUGUCACCAUUUUCUCCACAGCACAUUCAUCAGUCCUUAUUUCACAGAAAAGGUAAUGAUGAGAGCAGCUGUUUUUCCUUCCUGCGUUUUAUAGACGUGUCUCCAGCUGAAAUGUCUAACAUGAUGCUUCAAGGAACUGUAGUCCGAUGGUUAGCUCUUUUUUUGUCUCUGAAGUCUUCUUACCGGCUAUAUCUGCAACGCUUGUGGUCUGUGGAAGAGGAAGAGCCUAAGGCCAAAUCCAAGUUCCUGUCCAACAGGGAUCUUGUGCUGUGGCUAAACCAUCCCACUUCGUUCCCCAGUGCGCAGAACAGUCCUGUGCUACAGGAACUUGUCUUCACCAGCCAUAGCCCCACUGUAGUGAGCCACAAUGACGUGGUGAUACACCGCAGGAAAUCAGCUACCUCCGUCGUGAGGCCCUGCCAGGCCACAGAGCUUCCCAAGUUCGUUUUCACCUAUGUCUCACGGGUGACUGCAGUGCCCAUGGAACGAUACUGCAAUGAUCGCAGUGCGGAAUAUGAGUGGAGGGUGACCAGGGAAGGAGGAAGCACCACGGCCAAGCAGUGCUUCCUGUACGGAUCCCCUGAGCUGGCGGCCAGCUGGACGGGUCGACUGCAGGCAUUUUUCCCUAGUAGGCCGGGGGGUGUUGUAGCCCUGCACCCUAGACACGGCUGGUCCUUCAUCAGGAUACCUGACAAGGAGACUCUGAUCACAGACAGCGGGAAGUUGCACACCCUAGACCUGCUUCUGACGAGGCUGAAAUCCCAAGGUCAUAGGGUCCUUAUCUACUCCCAGAUGACACGAAUGAUUGACCUGCUGGAGGAGUAUAUGGUUUACCGUAAGCACACUUACAUGAGACUUGAUGGCUCAUCGAAGAUUUCAGAAAGGCGUGACAUGGUGGCAGACUUCCAGAGUCGGACAGAUAUCUUUGUCUUCCUUCUGAGUACCAGAGCUGGGGGCCUGGGAAUAAACCUGACGGCUGCCGAUACUGUGAUAUUCUAUGACAGUGACUGGAAUCCCACAGUAGACCAGCAAGCCAUGGACCGGGCCCACAGGCUAGGCCAGACCAAGCAGGUGACUGUGUACCGGCUGAUCUGUAAGGGGACCAUCGAGGAGCGCAUCCUGCAGCGCGCCAAGGAGAAGAGCGAGAUCCAGAGAAUGGUGAUCUCAGGUGGCAAUUUCAAACCAGACACACUGAAACCCAAAGAGGUGGUCAGUUUGCUGUUGGAUGAUGAGGAAUUAGAGAAGAAGUUAAGACAGCGUCAGGAAGAAAAGAGACAACAGGAAGAAUGCAACAAGGUGAAAGACCGCAAAAGAAAGCGAGAGAAAUAUGCAGAAAAGAAGAAGAAGGAGGAUGAGGUGGAUAUCAAAAAGAGAAAGGAAGGAGUGAAUAUUGUCAUUCCUUUCGUUCCGUCUGCAGACAACUCCAACCUUUCUGCAGACGGGGAUGACUCCUUCAUCAGCGUGGACUCUGCAAUGCCCAGUCCAUUCAGCGAGAUCUCUCUGAGCAGCGAACUUCAGCCGGGCUCCAUCCCCCCGGAUGAGAGCAGCAAUGACAUGCUGGUGAUCGUGGACGACCCCAUGUCCUCUGCGCCUCAGUCCCGAGCGACCAACUCCCCCGCCUCCGUGACGGGGUCCGUCUCCGACAACAUGAACGGUGUCUCUACUCAGGACACUUCCAGUCCCGGGCGCGGGAGGUCAGGCCGGAGCCGUGGGCGUCCCAAGGGCUCAGGAGGAGGGACCAAGACUGCUGGGAAGGGGCGGAGCCGCAAGUCUACCGCAGGCAGCGCGGCAGCCAUGGCCGGGGCCAUGGCGGGGGCCGCGGCUGCUUCUGCCGCUGCUUACGCUGCCUACGGUUAUAGCGUAUCAAAAGGUAUUCCUGCUGGAAGUGCUCUGCAGCCCUCCCUGGCACGGUCCUCUGGUGCGUCGUCCUUUGUGCCAACAGGAACCUCUUCCCCGCUGAGUUCGCCGCAAGCCAAGAGCGGCGCUGUCCCGCCCAGCCCACAAACCCUGAGUUAUACCAGCACCCACAAUCCCCCGACCCCAACCAGGAAGAGCAAGGGACCCACUACGCCAGGGGGACGAUAGCAAAUAUCUGCUCUUGCACAGCCGUCUUCUGUAAAACAUUCAGCCCCAUCCUUCACCGGAUUAAUUUUACAUGGAGCCCCAGUGGAAAGGAAGUCAAGAGUCCAAUUCAUAUUCAGUAAACCAGGAACUAAAGUUUAGAACAGUACGUUCCUCAACAGAAAAAACGUCCCAGACAUGCUCUACCAUUUCCUGAGAAGCAGCAGUCUUUCGCAAUGGAUUACAACUGAGGCCUGCUGGGAAUCAGAGUACCCAGAGGAAUGUGUGAGCUGGAUUUAGCAAACAGAGCACUUGAACUGAACAGCUCUGUUGGAAUAAUGUGCUUUUCCCCAAUGUGUUGCUUUUCUUUUUUUUUUACCAGUGUGUGUACAGGUCUUCAAACUUUGCCUCUCUUUUGUUCUUGCGUCUUGCAAGAUAAUGUAAAGUUACUUGCCUUGUGAGAAACUAUUUAUCAGUUAUGUGGCACCAGUGUCGAGUCGUGAAAUACUGUUUGUAUAGUACACGAGCUGCCACAUUGAAGAAACUAGUCUUCAUAAAAGGGCUAAUAAAAUUGAACCAUUUCCAUCAAGAUGCUUUCCAGGUGCACUUGUGGGUGAAGUAUUUAUUACGUUGCUUUUGAAGCUGUAUUUCAAACUUUAAAAAUGUUUUUUUUAACUUCCAUUGUAUGUCCAUUGUAAUUUCCUCAAACACCUUAAACACAACAGUCCUUUGCGUUUGUUCAAUUAUUAGGAACUUUCUUUUGUGCUGUACAUGGACCCUUUUUAUAGGUUUAGUACGAGGUGAUGUGUAACAGAGCCUUCUGCAUUUCUGAUAAGAAAAAUGUGUGCUACAAAUUAUUUCCAAUUACAAAUGUGGAAAAUGCAGCCUGAAUUGUUCAUUGUCGGCCUUCGUGGUACAUAAUAACCCAAAUUUGUGCUAGGGCACUGCUAGCUGCAUGGAAAAGGCUUUUACUUUUCAACUUUACCAUUAUCCAAAACCUGCUUUGAAUUUGUGAUUGUUGCAAGAAUCUGGUGUUUAGAAGCUUAAGAGAAGCAUUCCUGGGAUCCACAUUCAGAAUAGAUUGUAUUUAGUACUUAUUUGUAAUCUGUUGGAAUGCAAAAAUGGGAAAACAGUCCAGGAGGCAUUAAAAAAAAACAAUAUUGAUAACAAUAUUUGAUUAUUUGUUUUUCAGUAGCUUAGAUAAGGUAUUCUAACUGGAGCAAUGUAAUUACGGUUCAAAGACACCACUUAAGGUUAAAGCCAUUGCAAUUAGUUUCAUUGCUGUUCUACAGGGAGCUAGAGUGUGAGAAUUUAUAUGAACUUCUGACUGGCAUUGUCACAGCAAGGCCCUAAAUUGCCGAAAAUGUUUACUCCUGUCAAAUAAUCAAAUAGAUGUUUGUAUUAUAGUCUUUAUUUUUUUACAAAACGAAAUAUCUGUUGAAUAUUGUACCCGAAAUCAGCAGCAAGUAGGACUGAUCUCAAUGGAAAUAAAAUGAAUCUAUGUAGAUUUUACGUUUAGAUGAAAACACUUGGAAGAGGCCUUUCUUAAUAUUGUUUUACACUACUGAAAACAUAUGGACCGAAAAAAAGGAUCAAAUAUAUUUUUGUCACUUUAAACACAUUGGAAAUGGUAGUUUUCUAGGUAUAUAAAUGGAAAGGGUAUUUUUAAAUGUACGGACUGCUAAGAAAGCCUCACUAUUGUUGAAAGGUUUUAACUUCACCAAUCACCAAGUAAUUGCUAGAUACAUGGAUUAUCAGAUGGAUCUAUGGUAGAAAGCAACUGAUGGAAAACUGUUAAUGUGACUAUUGCAUGUAGUGAACCUACUUUUUAAUCAGGAAACGUUAAACCUAAAUUAAAAUUUUACAAUCCUAAAUUUAGAUAAAAUCCAGUGUUCAUUUCACAAUACAAUGAAGACUAGAUGCCACAUUUUUUUUUUCAAUUAAAUAUUUUGUUUGCUGCCUGAAUUCAAUGUACAUAGUUGGAAGAUAUUUCUCCCUUAAAAUUAUUUUUCCUUUUAUGUUUGUCUAUUUUUAUAGAUAAAUGUGUAAAUAUGUAUAAACUGUCCUUUUACUAACUGGAGAAACAAGUUCAAAAUAAAU